Messenger RNA from Amaranthus tricolor (Joseph's coat), 2031 nucleotides. RefSeq names its product CBL-interacting protein kinase 32-like. The transcript is spliced from 16 exons. Gene Ontology annotation, molecular function: ATP binding; protein kinase activity. Bases 375 to 1694 code for a protein of 439 amino acids. Lineage: Eukaryota; Viridiplantae; Streptophyta; Magnoliopsida; Caryophyllales; Amaranthaceae. Gene Ontology annotation, biological process: signal transduction; protein phosphorylation. The record is from RefSeq and is a predicted model, not a curated record.
ACGUUGAAGGUUGUCUUUAAUAAUGAUAAGAAAUCCCCAAAAAGGAGUAAUCUUUAUCUAUAUUUUCAGUAUCUACAUCUUCCCUUGUGUCAUCUCUUUGUCUGUCUUUGUUUUACAGCUUUCCUUCUGUCGUGGCGUUUUAGAGUGACUCAAUUACUCUCCUAAAAGCCAAUUCUUCAUACUUGUCCUCCUCUCACAGUCCCCACUCAUCAUCAAAUUCUUACCUGCUACUCCUACUUUGAAUCUGGAUCGGACAUUCCAAAAUUGCAGGAAGACACAAAUUCAGAUGUAUUAUUGCAUGCUCAAUGCUCUGAUACUUGACAGCAUUCCAUAAAGAGAAAGCAAAACCAACCAAAGUCCAGCUGCACGAAAUAAUGAGUGCUACUAAGGUUAAGCGUGUGGUAGGGAAAUAUGAGUUGGGGAGGACAAUUGGUGAAGGAACAUUCGCCAAAGUGAAAUUUGCACGAAAUUCUCAAACCGGGGAUCCAGUGGCUAUCAAAAUUCUUGACAAAGAGAAAGUUCUUAGGCACAAGAUGGCUGAACAGAUAAGGAGGGAAGUAGCAACAAUGAAACGAAUAAAACAUCCAAAUGUAAUUCGUCUGUUUGAGGUGAUGGGAAGCAAGACAAAAAUCUACAUUGUUCUGGAGUACGUGACAGGAGGGGAGCUUUUUGACAAGAUUGUACACCAUGGACGAAUGAUGGAAGAUGAAGCAAGGAAGUAUUUUCAGCAGCUAAUAAAUGCUGUCGAUUAUUGUCACAGCAGGGGUGUGUACCAUAGAGACUUAAAGCCAGAAAAUUUGUUGCUAGAUGCCAGUGGGAAUCUCAAGGUUUCUGACUUUGGCUUGAGUGCAAUCUCUCAGCAAAUCGAGGAUGACGGACUUCUUCAUACAACUUGUGGUACGCCAAAUUAUGUUGCUCCAGAGGUCCUGAACGACAGAGGCUACGAUGGGGCGACAGCAGACUUGUGGUCGUGCGGCGUCAUCCUAUUUGUAUUGCUCGCAGGUUACUUGCCUUUUGAUGACUCUAAUCUUAUGAACCUAUAUAAAAAAAUCUCAGUGGCCGAGUUUACCUGUCCACCUUGGAUGUCCUUCAGCGCAAAGAAAUUUAUUACUCGGAUCUUAGAUCCCAAUCCUAUGACGCGCUUAACUAUCCCUGAAAUUCUAGAGGAUGAGUGGUUCAAAGUAGAUUAUAAACCUUCUGUAUUCGAUGAUAAAGAUGAUACUAGCUUGGAUGAUGUAGAUGCAGUUUUCCAAGACUCAGAAGAACACCAUGUGACUGAAAGGAGAGAACAGCCGACUGCCAUGAAUGCAUUUGAUUUGAUUGCUAUGUCAAAAGGGCUAAACCUAGGAAAUCUUUUUGAUACAGAACAGACUUUUAAAAGGGAAACAAGAUUCACGUCUAAGUGCCCUCCCAAUGAAAUCAUAAAAAAGAUCGAAGAAGCUGCAAAACCGCUGGGAUUUGAUGUGCACAAGAAAAAUUACAAGAUGAGGCUUGAAAAUUCAAAAGCUGGUCGGAAGGGAAACCUCAAUGUGGCUACGGAGGUACUGCAAGUCGCCCCAUCGCUUCAUCUGGUCGAGGUUAGGAAAGCCAAGGGUGAUACUUUAGAAUUCCACAAGUUCUAUAAAAAGCUUUCGAGUUCAUUGGAGGAUGUUGUUUGGAAAACGGAGGAAGACAUGCAAAAAGCAGACAAAUAAUGAAGCGUUGUCACGCUUAAGUUUGUCCAACGUCGCAAUCAGUCGCCUCUGGUGGCGGUUCUCAUGGCUUGUUUCACGUGGUGUUCCUAUUGUGUUAUUAAUAAACCCCCUCAUGUUCAAGUUUUCCCGAUGUUUCUUUUGUGUCUAUGAGUUCGUGCAGUUUACCAGAGUUGAGUUUAGCGAGGAUUUGUUUAUUGUAUCGGAAAGCAUUUGAGGUGUACAGUGAUUUGAAGCUAUAUACGCUACCCUUGUAAAGAUAAGAACAAUGAACAUAUUAGUGAGUAGUGACAAUGUGAAACACCGGAGAAGUUCUUUUUAACCUUAGAUCUUUGUUGGA